Molecule: messenger RNA, 1022 nt
Organism: Eutrema salsugineum
Lineage: Eukaryota; Viridiplantae; Streptophyta; Magnoliopsida; Brassicales; Brassicaceae
Product: membrane-anchored ubiquitin-fold protein 3
Exons: 4
Coding region: 314-670 (118 amino acids)
Molecular function (GO): protein binding
Source: RefSeq, a predicted model, not a curated record
GGAAAAGAAAAAAAAAAAAGGGAGGUGAAAAACCGUUCGGCUUUGAGAAGUUCCCAAAGGAAAAGUUUGGAUAUUUGGUGGACUCUUGAGAGCUUUCGUCAAAAGCUUUUCCUUCCUUCCUUCCUUCUUCCUCUUUUUCUUCCCACACCUCAUCAAAGAUCACAAGGUGAAAUCGAGCAAGAGCUACUAUUAUUCUAUUAGAACUAUUUCAGAUCUGAAAAGAGCUGUGUUUAAGGCUGGUUUCUGAGAGUCCGGGAUUGGUGAUCGGAGCUGGAUUUUGGUGGUAUCGGAGGUCUGAGAUAAGUCAACGGAUAUGCCGGAGGAGGAGUCGAUAGAUAUCAAAUUCAGGCUAUACGAUGGCUCCGAUAUCGGACCGUUUCGGUAUUCAGCGGCGUCCACGGUUGAUUUUUUGAAGCAGAGGGUCGUCUCUGAUUGGCCCAAAGGCAAAACGGUUGUGCCAAAAGGGAUAAACGAAGUCAAGCUGAUCAGCUCGGGUAAGAUCUUGGAGAACAGCAAAACUGUUGGCCAGUGUAAGACACCGUUUGGAGAUAUUGCAGGUGGUGUCAUUGUGAUGCAUGUUGUUGUACAGCCAUCUCUAGCAAAAACCAAAACAGAGAAGAAGGUCGAUAAAGCACCCAAGGCGGUUAUAUGCACAUGCACCAUUUUGUGAAGGGAGCAAGACAUGUAUCAUACAGACCAUAUCAAUUCUUCAGGUACAGAAGAAAACAAAGACAAAAAGAAUGGUAAAGGCAAAGUAAAGCUUCCCUUUUAAGCUGUGGAGUAUCAUAACCUCGAAAUGCAAAGCUUUGAAUGUGUAGAAAAUGAUUAGAUUCUUUUGAAGUACAUCAUAUGUUGUCCCUUGUUUGUUUUUUUUUUUGUUAACACUAUCUGGUAUAUCAUUCGCGUCCCAACGUCUUGUAAUAAACAGAAGUUGUAUAGGUUACUAGUAGCUCUAAAGGAUUACGUGUGAUGAAGAUAAUUUAUGUAUCUAUGAAAGAAGAAAAAAAUUGUGCCUUUAUUCU